Molecule: messenger RNA, 1311 nt
Organism: Penicillium manginii
Lineage: Eukaryota; Fungi; Ascomycota; Eurotiomycetes; Eurotiales; Aspergillaceae
Product: LysM peptidoglycan-binding domain-containing protein
Exons: 2
Coding region: 1-1311 (436 amino acids)
Source: RefSeq, a predicted model, not a curated record
AUGAGACUCCUUCUAUCUCCUUUGGCUGUCAUUGUCGGCACCCCACUGGCUGCAGGCUAUCUGGUGGCUCCUCCAGGAACUGCUUUCCCAGGCACUAUAUCGACUUGCAGUGAAUGGGUUGCUUACGCCUCGGGCAUGACCUGUGCCUCAAUUGAAAGCACAUAUGGAAUUACUGCAGCAGAGUUUGCUACUUGGAACCCGGACUGCGUUUUAGGUGGCUCAUGCUCAGUGAUUACUGGCUUCGACUACUGCAUCGAAGUCAAUUACGGCACUAUUUCUGCGUCAUCUGCUUCGUCCACCACGAGCACUUCUACUCAAACUACAUUUGUCACCUCUACCACUACAACGGCUGGGAAUGGAGUAACUACUCCAACUCCAAUUCAAGCUGGGAUGGUUGACAACUGUAACAGUUUCCAUAUGGUAGUCAGCGAUGAUACUUGCGCUACCAUUGCCUCCGCAGCUGGAAUUUCCCAGACUGAUUUCGCCGACUACAAUCCUGGUGUUGGCAGCGGAUGUUCUUCCCUCUGGCUUGGCUACUAUGUCUGCACUGGUAUCAUCGGCGAGACUGCUAGCAAAACCACCGUAGCCUCGACUACCACCGCAGGAAAUGGAAUCACUACUCCAACCCCUACUCAAACCGGCAUGGUCGAUAACUGCAACAGCUUCCACAUGGUUGACAGUGGUGAUUCGUGUCAAACUAUUGCCACAGCCGCAGGAAUUGUUCUGGCUGACUUCUACUCCUGGAACUCCGGUGUCGGCAGUGGUUGCUCUUCUCUCUGGCUUGGAUACUACGUCUGUACUGGUGUGGUCGGAUCUACUCCCACAACUACUGCAGCAACUACAACAACCGCUGGCAAUGGAAUCAGUACUCCCACUCCCACCCAAGCUGGCAUGGUCGGUAACUGUAAUAGCUUCCAUAUGGUAGUUAGCGACGAUACAUGUGCCACCAUUGCAUCGGAAGCGGGCAUCUCCACCACAGACUUUUACUCAUGGAACUCCGGUGUUGGUAGCGGCUGCUCCUCGCUCUGGCUUGGCUAUUAUGUCUGCACCGGAGUUAUCGGAUCCACCCCCACAACUACCAAGAAGACUACUACUUCAACCGGGAAUGGGGUUACCACUCCGACCCCUACUCAGCCUGGAAUUGUUAGUAACUGUAACAAAUUCCACGAAGUUGUUAGCGGGGACGGGUGUCAGGCCAUUGCUAAUGCGGCGGGUAUUACUUUGGCCCAGUUUGAAGCAUGGAACACUCAAGUGGGCAGCAGCUGCUCUACAUUGUGGUUGGGCUAUUACGUUUGUAUUGGAAUCCUUUAG